UUCAUGUUAUCGGGCUGAAUCCUGGUACUUAGUUGUCAACUGAAUAGACAGCUACUUUAUGUUUAUAAAAAAGAAGAAGAAGAAGAAAAGAAUAUGCAUUUAGUGAUUUGAAAAUCGAAAAAGCGGUUUUUCUUUUAAAUGAAAUCAUUGAAAACUUAAAAUCUUUUUUGGCCAAGUUAAAGAAUCAUUAUUUUAAAUCAAUUUAAUUGCUCUCUGCUGGAAAAUUUUGUGCUGCUGCAUUUUUUUUGCUUUGUUUUCUGCUAGCCACAACCAAAGAUUCUUGUGAAGAUAUGCGGCUAUGGAUGCAAAUUCGUGCAGAGAUCGCCAGGAGAACGAAAAGGAAGUUAUUAUGGCAAUAUAUGGAGGGCAGGUGAUUGCAAUGUCAGAAACAGAUUCAUCUGGUAUUUGGAAACCACUUGAGUGUAGCUUUUCUCUUGGUCCUUUAGCCAGUAGCAGAAAGAAAACUUCUAAUGAUCCAAUGGUUGAGCUUCAUAUUGUAUGCUCAGAAAAGUACCCAGAUGAAGUUCCAGAAAUAUCGUUCAAAAAUUGGAGAAAAAUAUCUAACGUCAAAAUUACUAAAUUGUUAGAACAGUUAAAUACUCUUGCAAAUAGCUUAAAGGGUGAAGUAAUGAUUUUUGAGCUUGUUACACAUGUAGAGAAUUUCUUACACGAAUCGAUUCAGCAUAGAUAUGAAUCAUUUUAUGAAGAAAUGAUCCUUCGUAAUAAAGAAAAACAAGAAAAAGAGCUGAAAGAGAAAGAAAAGUGUGAAGUUCGUAAGCGUGAAGUGGUGUUACAACAAAUCCAAAGUAAACAACAACAGGUUAAAAAAGCAUUACGAAAAAGAUCUCUUUCAAAAAAGUCUAAUCAAGAGAAUGACAAACAAGAAUCGUGGGACGAGGAGACUGGAUUUCAAGAUGAUGAGAAAAUCCCCCAAAAAAAGAAUAACAAUAAUGAAGAAAAUGAGGAAUUCACACCAUGGAAUAUUUCUGCACGCCCAGGUCAAACAAGAUUUGAUCAUGAAUUUGAAUACAUAAAGUGGAUAGGGAAAGGUGCUUUUGGCAAUGUGCUAAAGGUCAGAAAUAAACUGGAUGAUGGUUAUUACGCAAUUAAAAAAAUACAACUGAAUGCUUCAAAUAAGCAGUUGAAUAAAAAAAUACUGCGGGAAGUGAAACUUCUGUCAAGGUUAAAUCAUGAGAACGUUGUUAGGUAUUAUAAUUCUUGGAUUGAGCACAGUUCUUGUGAAAUGCCACAAGAAAAGGAUGAAGAUGAUGAUUAUGACGAUGUUAUUGAAGAAGAAAGUCAACACAAUGAUGGUGAUCGCAGAUAUUGCGAUUUAAAAGUAACUAUUGACAUAUUUCCACGUAUACAAGAUGUUUCACAAGAAUGGAGUAUCAAAGAAGAUGAGACCAGCAGUGAGAGUUCUGAGAGCAACUGGAUUGAUUUCAGAUCAACAUCUCAUUCAAAGCCAGAAACCUGUGAAUCAGAAUCAGUUGAUGGAUCCAAUUCUUUGGCUUUGAAACCGAUGUUCUUUUAUUUGUACAUUCAAAUGGAAUUGUGCGAAAGGAGUACAUUAAGAAUUGCAAUUGACAAUGGUUUGUACAAAGAGGAAGAAAGAGUGUGGCGUUUGCUACGAGAAAUAGUUGAAGGGUUAUGCCACAUACAUCAACAAGGAAUAAUCCAUAGGGAUUUAAAACCUGUCAACAUAUUCAUAGGGCACGAAGAUCACGUGAAAAUUGGUGACUUUGGUUUGGCUACAUCCAGCAUAUUUCAGAAAUCAGGUAUUUCAAGAGAAAAUGUUCUACCGACUGUACAAAUGGACAAAUACAAAGGUGGUUCCGUGAGUAAUCUUUCAUUAUCGCAACAAACCAAAGAUGUCUCACACACUGGGCAAGUUGGAACGACUUUUUAUGUUGCACCAGAAUUAAACAGUCCAAUUACUCGCACAAAUUAUAAUCAGAAAGUUGAUAUUUUCAGUCUGGGAAUUAUCUUUUUUGAAAUGUGCCAUGCACCAUUUAAUACCUCCAUGGAGCGUUACAAGAUUUUAACCGAUCUGCGUCAACCUAGCAUCAUAUUUCCAGAAGAAUUUUCAUUUGACUCUAAUUCUGAUCAGUACAAGUUGAUCAGGUGGAUGUUAAGUCAUGAUGUAAAAGAGAGGCCUAACUCACAAGAGCUUUUACAAAGUGACUUCAUUCCUCCCCCAAAACUAGAAGAAGCAGAGGUAAAAGAAAUGGUUAGGCGAACUUUAUCGAACCCACAAAGCAAAGAUUAUAAAUAUCUUGUUGCUUCGUGUUUCCAUCAGGUAAUGCAACCUGCUCUGGAUGCUACUUUUAAUAUGUUAAGUUGGCGUUCUGGUAACUUCACAUACUGUUUGGAAUUUACUUGCCAAAAGAUUAAAGGGGUUUUUCAGCAGCAUGGAGCGAUAUCAUUUUUACCUCCUCUUCUUACACCGGCUAAUAAUCCAGUGCCAGAAUCAGCAGUAUGUUUAAUGACCAGACUGGGAGGACUGGUUUGUGCAACAUAUGAUUUGCGUACACCAUUUUCAAGAUAUUUAAUACAAAAUCCUCAUGUCUCUCACCUGAAGAGAUAUGCCAUUGAUAAAGUUUUUAGAGAAAAACCUGCAGGAAUUCAUCCGAAAGAAGCUUAUGAAUGUUCAUUUGAUAUUGUGACUCCAACACCUGGCAACCUUAUGCCAGAACUUGAAAUACUUUCUGUGAUUUGGGAGAUCCUAUCUGAAUUCCCUAGUUUAUUGCAACGUAAUUGUGUGUUGUACUUAAACCAUUCAUUGCUCAUAUCAACAAUGCUUAGUCAUAGCAGUUUGGACGAACAUAAAGAUAGAGAUAAAUGCGAACAAAUUUUUAAGGCCAAGGCAGAAGCACGCAAUAAAUCUGACUUUGAAACUCAAAUCAGGUCAUUACCUAUUUCGGGAUCUUCGGUUGGUACUUUGCUAAACUGGAUGGCUAUUGAAGGCAACUUGAAUAAAGUGGAAGCUGAAUUAGAAUUGUUGACAGAUAAAGAGUCUAUUAUAAAAUGCAAACCAGCUUUACAACAGCUUGACCAGAUCGUUCAGAGUUGCCAAAUUUUAGAAUUUUCUUGUCCAAUUAUAAUAAAGUUAGGUUUGGUUACAAAUGCGCAGAAUUAUUCUGGUCUUUUGUUCCAAUUAGUUUGCGACCAGAGGAGUAGGACCAAACGGUUCGAUAACAACGUUAUAAUUACUGGUGGACGCUACGAUAGACUUCUUGCAGAACUAAGACAAAUUUCACCUUUUGUUGAGAAAAAAUCAAAUCAAUCCGUUUGUGGUUUUACAUUGUAUCUUGAUAAGCUUGUCACAUUGCUAAAUGGACAAGAGAAAAUCACAAUAAUCGAUGUCUUGAUAUGCACUCUUGGCACCAUCCAAAUGACAAUGGACCGAAUAAAGCUUAUAAAAGAAUUAUGGCGCUCAGGGAUCCGAACUUUAUUUGUAAAUACUCUUGAGACAUUGGACGAAAUACAUGACUUCUGUCAAGAUCAACAUAUUCCUGUUAUCGUACUUCUAAAAGAAGCAGAACCAACAUUUGCAAGGGUUAGGACUAUUGUUAAGGACAAAACCAUGGCACUGACAAAAGAUAAAUAUGUUGAAAAGAAAGUAUCUUGUAAUGAUUUAAUAGAUUAUUUACUCAAAACUGUAAAUAAAAAUAAUGAGUCUGUAACACACAUGAAGCAUGAUCCUCGAAAUUCUAUCACCACAUCAGAGAAACUGAACAUUAAUAUUAUCCCUUUGGAGAAGCUCAAUCCAAGUGUAAAGCGAAGAUACGAGUCUCAGAUUUCCAAUAUUUUAUCAUCAGCUCUUCUGUGCUUUUCAAACAAAGUUAGGGUUGAAGUAAUAGCUGUUUCCCUUGAAAAUGAGGCUCUUAAAGCAUUUUCUAGUUGCCUUGACCUUAACACUGGGGAGCAUGAUAUAAAAUCAUUUCUUAAAAGGUUUUCCCGUUAUAAAAAAUAUGUCCACAAAAUCUUGGAUGCAUUAAAAGAUAGCCGGAAGCAACAUAAUCACUUGGCUGUUAUAUUGUAUAGUCUACCAGAUAAUACAUUUAAAAUAAAUCUGUGAUCAAUUAAUUAUUUUCUUGUGUCAAAUGUAUAUUUUAAUAUUAAUUUUU
Molecule: messenger RNA, 4130 nt
Organism: Cimex lectularius (bed bug)
Lineage: Eukaryota; Metazoa; Arthropoda; Insecta; Hemiptera; Cimicidae
Gene: Gcn2
Product: eIF-2-alpha kinase GCN2
Exons: 25
Coding region: 299-4081 (1260 amino acids)
Biological process (GO): protein phosphorylation
Cellular component (GO): cytosol
Molecular function (GO): eukaryotic translation initiation factor 2alpha kinase activity; protein binding; ATP binding
Source: RefSeq, a predicted model, not a curated record